This is a messenger RNA of Prorocentrum cordatum, 824 nucleotides long. NCBI's taxonomy places the organism in Eukaryota, Dinophyceae, Prorocentrales, Prorocentraceae. The record is from the annotation of a GenBank genome assembly.
CGGCACAAGGCAACCGAGGCGGCUGCUCCUGCGCCCUUGCUGCGCCGAAUUCCGCUCUGCAUCGGCCCACCAGUCGACAAUGAAGGCUUCGCGUGCCGCAGUCGCUCUGCUCGGCUGCACGGCGUUCACGGCGUCGGCAGCGAAGCGUGGGCACGACGCGUCCCUGCGCUCGGUGGCACGCCAAGAGCCGGACACGGCGUGCGGGAAGGGCUUCGACGAGCUCGUGAAGGGUUCCAAGGACUGGUUCGCAACUGCGUCUGUGGAGCUCUUCAGGCACCCAGGCCGAACAACGGACAACGCCACGUACGCGAGGGAGUUCCAGUGCUGGUUCGCGCACAUGUGCACUGAUAGGUGCGGCGGCCUUCCCUCCCAGGCUGCCACUCGGAAGCCGAAGUUGACCGCCGCGUGCCAGGAUGUCAAGGUCGAUUGGAUGCCCGUGUGGUCGAUGUUCACAACUGACGAGGUGAAGUAUUUCAAGAAGGAGUUCCCGUCCAAGCAGUAUGACGAUGAGGAUGAGGGUGGGCUCCUGACGAACAGCAAGGUCAGCCAGUACAGGGAGAAGGGGGAGAAGGAGAUUAAUUACAAGGAGGCGAUGGAGACGAUGAAGGAGGUUGACAAGAAGGAGCUGCUGUGCAUGACGGCGUUCGCCAUUGACGACGAGUGCGUGAAACAUUCCUACAUCCGCCUAGCGAAAUAAGUCUGCCCGCGUGCUGCCACUUACGGACGUGUUGUGAGUAUGUACCCCUCCCGCCUCUGCGCCUCCUUGUGGCGUGCUCUCCUCAGGAGACCCCCCUCCGAGUGUCACUAUAAAAAGUGCGUUGCUC